AGAAUUUCACUCUUAACGUAUCACAGACGUCGCAACCAUGUUACGUCGAUUUCAAUGCUGUUCGACGGAAGGAAAGGUAGACGCUUCAGCGACUUCCGUCAAUUUUGCUGCACUCUUCCGUUUUGCAACAAAGACGGAUGUCAUUCUCAUGUACGCAGCUGUUUUCGCUGCAAUAUUAAAUGGAGUUUGCCUCCCGUUAAUGGUAUUAAUUUGGGGUGAUCUCUCUAAUAUUAUUAUCGAAUUUUCUGAUCCCGAAGUAAAUUACACGACGGGGGGCACAAAUGAAUUCACCAACACAUCGGAGUGUCUUCUUCCGCCCAACGCAACUGCCAACGGCCCUGCUUUCACGUUGUUUACGAAUGAAAGUGGUGAUAUUAUGAAUUCGGUGGUAGUCUUUGCAAUUGGCACCACUUGUCUCGGAUUGCUUUCCGUUUUGCUAAAUUUUGUCUUCAUCACAUGUUUAAACAUCUCAGCUGAAAAUCAAAUCUACAGAUUAAGGAGCUGCGCCGUGAAGUCCAUUUUGGCCCAAGAAAUCAGUUGGCAUGAUACGAGAACGACCGAUGGAAUGGCCGUUCGAAUUUCAGAGGACUUGACGAAAAUCCAAGAUGGAAUCGGUGAGAAAGUGGGGCUUUUUAUCUCGUAUUCUUCAAUUGCCACCAUCUGUCUCAUAACUGCCUUUUAUUUUGGCUGGGAGUUGGCAUUGAUUACAUUAGUCGCCUUGCCCGUCCUGACUGUCACGGCUGGAAUUUUAGCCAAAAUUCAAUCGACAUUAACAGCCAAAGAAACCGAAGCUUACGCUUCAGCUGGAAGUUUAGCUGAAGAAAUCAUCGGAGCAAUUAAAACAGUCAACAUGUUCAACGCCCAAGUGAAAGAAGCCAAACAAUUUGAAGCUUCUAUCAAACCAGCCCGAACGGCCGGAAUUAAACGAGGGCUGGCCACGGCAAUUGGAAGCGGUUUAGUUUGGCUCCUCACUUACGCCAGUUAUGCGCUCACAUUUUGGUACGGUAUCAAACUUAUCCUGCAAUCCAGCUGUAAUGGAGAAAGUACCAGCAAGUACGAUGCUGGAACACUUAACAUUGUUUUCUUUAACAUGCUGUACGCCGCCUUAAACGUGGGCAAACUAUUUCCUUUCCUCGAAACGUUUUCCGCAGCUCGCGUUGCAGCUGCGGAAGUCUAUCGAAUCCUUAAUCAAAUACCAGUGAUAGACAGUUCUUCAUCCGCUGGAAAACGAUUGAAAAACAUCAACGGUCACAUCAAAAUUGAGAACGUACAUUUCGCUUAUUUCUCACGUCCGGAUGUGCCCGUUCUACGCGGGAUCAGUUUCGAAGUAGCAGCUGGCCAAACGGUAGCUCUAGUCGGGCAAAGUGGUUGCGGAAAAUCUACUUGCGUUCAACUACUACAGCGUUUUUACGACCCUACUCGAGGCAAGAUCACAAUCGACGGCCAUGACGUCAAAGAAUUGAACGUGAGUUGGUUGCGUGAAAACAUUGGGGUCGUCGGACAGGAGCCUGUUCUGUUCAGCGUGAGUAUCGGUGACAACAUUCGAUAUGGGCAUCCAAGUUAUGAUGACGUGUCUCAGGAAGAUAUCGAACUAGCUGCAAAAAAAGCAAACGCUCAUGAUUUUAUCAUAUCUCUGCCCAAUUCUUACGAUACUCUAGUGGGUGAACGUGGCGCUCACCUCAGUGGCGGACAGAAACAACGCAUUGCAAUCGCCCGUGCCCUCAUUCGUAACCCUAAGAUUUUAUUAUUCGAUGAAGCUACUUCAGCACUCGACACGAAAAGUGAAGCUGUCGUUCAAUCAGCUUUGGAUAAAGCUCGGCAAGGACGGACUACUCUAAUCGUUGCGCAUCGACUCACCACCAUCCGCAACGCUGAUACAAUUCUGGUUUUCAACCGUGGUGUAAUUGAGGAGGAGGGAAACCAUGAUACUCUUAUGAACAAAAGAGGACUUUAUUAUCAUUUGGUGGAAUCGCAAGAACAAAGUUUUACACCAGACGAUCCGAACUUGAAUCCUUCGGGGAAACUUGAAUUGAUCUCAGAUUCGCUGCCACAGCAAUUAAAAGCUGAGGCCAAUGUACCUGAAAAUAACGGCGAUUCUAUUCAGCAUCAUCUUCCACUCCAACCUAAGGACGAUGAUGUUUCCAUUUGGAAAAUAUUUCAGUUGAACAAACCGGAAUGGGGAUACAUUACUUUAGGCGUGAUCGGAUCAACCAUAUUAGGCUUGAGCACUCCAGUUUACGCCAUGGUUUACGGUGAACUUAUGGGUUUGUUGGAUCCAUCGUUACAGCAAGAAGAAGCCCAACAUUUGAACGAUAUCCUUGCAUUGAUUUUCUUGGGUAUCGCAUUCGGUACCGGUAUCGGUGCUUUUAUGCAGACAUUUAUGCUAACCAUUGCUGGAGAAAAGCUCACAUUUCGUGUGAGGAAACUAGUUUUCCAAUCCAUUCUAAAACAAAAGAUUGGAUGGUUUGAUCAGCUGGAAAAUUCCGUCGGUUCGCUCUGCGCUCGUCUGUCCGGAGAUGCUUCGGCUAUCCAGGGAGCCACCGGUGCCAGGAUAGGCCUCCUCGUUCAGGUUUCCGUCAGUAUCUUAUUUGCUCUGACAUUAUCAUUAGUGUACAACUGGAAACUGGCAUUAGUCAGCGGCGUAUUUGUACCCGUUGUUUUGCUAUCGGGCGUUCUGGAAGUCAAAAUGAACACGGGCCAAAUAACUGCUAAAGCAAAAGCGAUGGAACAAUCCACUCGGCUUGCUACGGAAGCCAUUUCCAAUAUCCGAACAGUAGCCAGUCUUGGCCUGGAAGAAAAAUUUAAUACGAAUUACAUGGCGUCUCUUCGUGAACCUUACAAAGUGGCCAAAAAGCUAACGCCCGUCCGUGCAGUUAUCUUCGGAUUGACAUGCAACAUGUCCUGCUUCGCUUCCGUUGUUUGCAUGUCUUACGGAACCUAUUUAAUUCAAAACGAAGACCUGCCUUACAAAGAAGUAUUUAAAGUCUGCGAAGCCCUCGUCUUUGGCAUGGAAAUGGUUGGGCAAACAUUGGCGUUCACACCGAAUUAUGGCCGCGCCAAAACAGCAGCCAAACGGAUCUUCCAACUCAUCGAAUGCGAUCCACCGGAUGAAGAAACAGCUAACAAUUCAUCAUCAAAAUCGGAUUAUUCAGAGAUGGAAGGUAAAGUUGAAUUUAGGGGCGUGCAUUUCCGUUACCCAACAAGGCCAGAAGGGUCCGUUUUAAGAGGUUUAUCCACCGUCAUCCAACCUGGCCGAACUGUGGCUCUUGUCGGCCACAGCGGAUGUGGGAAAUCCACGUUGAUUCAGCUCCUCCAGCGUUUUUACGAGCCUGAUUCCGGAACGAUUCUAGUCGACGACAGAGACAUAAGUCUCAGUUCAUCAAGUUUACUUCGAUCUAAAUUGGGUAUCGUUUCACAAGAGCCUGUUCUUUUCAAUCGAACUAUUGCUGAAAAUAUCGCUUACGGCGACUUGACGCGAUCAGUUCCCAUGGAUGAAAUUAUCGAAGCCGCAAGAAAUGCGAACAUCCACACUUUCAUCCAAUCUUUACCGCUUGGCUAUGAGACGAUAGCCGGCCAAAGAGGUACGCAAUUAAGUGGUGGACAAAAACAGCGGAUGGCUAUUGCGCGAGCACUUAUACGACAUCCACGAAUUCUCUUACUGGAUGAAGCAACUUCAGCUCUGGAUACGGAGAGUGAGAAAGUGGUUCAAGAUGCGCUGGAACGAGCCGGACAAGGCAGGACGUGUAUUAUCGUCGCUCACCGUCUUAGCACUAUCAAGGAUGCGGAUGAAAUAUUGGUGGUUGAUAGAGGCCAGAUAAGGGAACAAGGAAAACAUGGAGAAUUAAUUCAACUAAAAGGCAUUUAUCAUCAACUGUGGACUCUUCAAGGCCUCAGUCAAUGACCUACCUAUCGUUGCGCUCUCUCUCGAACGUUCGAAGAAAGGUGGCCUUAAAGGUACCAUUGUUGUCGCCGUAAAUGACUAGUGAGUUGAAGAUGA
Daphnia carinata is the source of this 3997-nucleotide messenger RNA. RefSeq names its product ATP-dependent translocase ABCB1-like. NCBI's taxonomy places the organism in Eukaryota, Metazoa, Arthropoda, Branchiopoda, Diplostraca, Daphniidae. The coding region runs from base 38 to 3901 and encodes 1287 amino acids. Gene Ontology annotation, biological process: transmembrane transport. The record is from RefSeq and is a predicted model, not a curated record. Gene Ontology annotation, cellular component: membrane. Gene Ontology annotation, molecular function: ATP binding; ATP hydrolysis activity; ABC-type transporter activity. The transcript has 6 exons.